Colletotrichum chrysophilum is the source of this 1017-nucleotide messenger RNA. RefSeq lists its product as uncharacterized. The record is from RefSeq and is a predicted model, not a curated record. Lineage: Eukaryota; Fungi; Ascomycota; Sordariomycetes; Glomerellales; Glomerellaceae. The transcript has 4 exons. Gene Ontology annotation, cellular component: vacuolar membrane. Gene Ontology annotation, biological process: amino acid transmembrane transport. Gene Ontology annotation, molecular function: amino acid transmembrane transporter activity. The coding region runs from base 1 to 1017 and encodes 338 amino acids.
AUGGCAAAAUCAUCGAAAUCAGCCAAUGGCUCGCAUGAGAUGGCUCCCGUGCCAUCUCAUGUCGGACAGGUCCUCGAAGACCACUCGGUGACGCACGAUGCUGUCUUUGGCGAGAUCACAGCAGAUGGACCCAAUUAUCGCAACGUCGGGUGGCUAGGGACAUCGGUCUUGAUGAUGAAGACACAAAUCGGUCUCGGCGUUCUUUCGAUGCCUUCCAUCUUCGACGUUCUUGGAAUCGUCCCGGGCGUCAUCAUUCUCUGCACCAUUGCAGGAAUCACUACGUGGUCAGAUUACAUGGUUGGAGUCUUCAAGCUUCGCCAUCCACAAGUAUACGGAAUGGACGAUGUAGGAGAGCUGUUGUUCGGUCGUAUCGGACGCGAAGUCUUUGGUGCAUUCUUCGUACUUUUCUUCACCUUUACUGCUAGUUCUGCCAUGAUUGGUGUUUCUACUGCCUUGAAUGCCGUCUCCCAUCAUGGAGCUUGCACUGCCAUAUUUGUUGCUGUGGCCGCAAUUGCUAGUUUCUCGUUAGCCAGCAUAAGAACUCUGGGCCGCAUUACAUGGCUCGCAUGGGUGGGAGUCACCAGUAUUAUGGUUGCGGUCUUCACCGUGACUAUCGCUGUUGGCCUCCAGGACCGCCCUGCCGCAGCGCCUACCGACGGCGCAUUCGUGUCUGACUUCAAAAUAAUCAACAACCCUACCUUUACAAAGGCCAUCUCGGCCAUCUCAUCAAUCGUCUUUUCCUACGCUGGAACUGGUGCCUUCUUCCCGAUUGCGGCAGAGAUGAGGGAUCCUCGAUACUACACCCGUGCUUUGCUCCUUUGCCAGGUCGUGGUGACUUCUGUUUAUGUGGCUGUGGGGGUCGUCGUGUACUACUUCUGCGGCUCUUAUGUCUCUUCGCCUGCCCUUGGCUCUGCUGGACCCUUGGUUAAGAAGGUCGCGUAUGGUCUUGGUCUUGCUGGGCUGUUGGUCUCGUCAACCCUCGUAACUCACGUAAGAAACAUAUGUUCAAGUCCUUGA